Messenger RNA from Helobdella robusta, 780 nucleotides. RefSeq lists its product as hypothetical. Gene Ontology annotation, biological process: protein dephosphorylation. Gene Ontology annotation, molecular function: protein tyrosine phosphatase activity. NCBI's taxonomy places the organism in Eukaryota, Metazoa, Annelida, Clitellata, Rhynchobdellida, Glossiphoniidae. The transcript is spliced from 6 exons. The record is from RefSeq and is a predicted model, not a curated record. The annotation marks the transcript as partial.
CAGCAAAUAUGCCAGGAAGCACAAGAGAGGUAUGAGCUAAGUCAUUCAGAUGCCCGAAGAACUGAAUUUAGAUCAAGAAAUCGCUACAAGGAUAUAAGCCCUUUUGAUCACAGUCGCAUAAGGUUAGAAUACAACAACAUCGAUUACAUCAAUGCAAGUCGAGUUGAUGUCCCUGAAGCCCAAAGAUCAUACAUAUUAACUCAAGGUCCACUAGCAAUAACUUUCAGUCACUUCUGGUUGAUGUGUUGGGAGAAGCAGUCUUCAUGCAUCGUCAUGCUCAACAAGCUGGUAGAAAAGAAACAGGUAAAAUGUCAUCCAUAUUUCCCUACCAAUGCAACGAAACCAAUGAUUUUGAAAGAUGUAGGCUUGAAAAUUACAUUGCUCUCGAGAGUUGGAGAUGAUGGUGAAUUACUGCCAGACAAUGAAGACCCUGACAGCGAUGCCAACUCCAAACAAUUUAGAAUUAUCAAACACUUUCAUUUCACCGCCUGGCCAGACUUUGGAAUCCCAGAAUCUCCAGAAAUUUUUCUGAAGUUCCUGUUUAGCAUUCGGGAUGAGGGCCUCUUGAAUGAUACAGCCAACCAUCCACCAAUCAUUCAUUGCAGUGCUGGCGUUGGAAGGUCUGGGGCAUUUUGUUUGGUGGAUGCUUGCUUGAGCAUUGUCAUUGUGAACGUAAAUUUGAGGAGCACCCUGUUGAACAUGAGGAGGUACCGCAUGGCUCUCAUCCAGGCACCUUCACAGUUGAAGUUUUCGUACCAAGCCACAGUAGACGGCCUUAAA